CCAUUCUACUUACAGGAUGAUAAAAGUGAUAUGGAAUGUAAUAAAGAAGAUAUUUGGAGUCAUUUUCAUGAUAUUUUCUCCUCUAAAAAGGCUAUGGUGCCGAAGGAAACGUCGAAACUCUGACCCAAUUCUGCCGAUGUCAAAUCAUUACCCUUCAGUAGAAAAUUUGUCCUCCCACUACUCUAUGAAUGGAACUGGACAGGUUCAGGAGGAGUUGUCUCCCUGGGACAGCUGGGAUGAACAGAAACAAGCUGAAAAGAUCAGAUCUGUGGAGGAAUAUCGUCAACGGCAACUGCAGCUACAACAACAACAAUCUCAGGAAAACGAACCAGAAAUGGACUACUUUCAGGAUAUGACACCAAAAGUUAAAAAACAGAAAAAGGUUUUAGUGAAGAAGAAAGAAGAUUAUACAGGGUAUAUAUCUGACAAACUUGCCAUGACGGCAGACAUUCCAAUGAUGCAGAAUUCUGAACUCGGCAGUUGGGAGGAGUCAGGGAACGCAUGGGAGGCGGAGGCAGAUGACGACCUCUCGUGGCAGGCGGACAACGUCAUAAAAGAGAAACGUAAAGCAGAAAGACAGCAAAGACACUUACAACAACAGCUGAAAAAACAAGAACGCGAACAACAAAAACAGUUUAAAUCUCAUAACCCAUUGACUGCUGUCCGAUUAUCAUAAUAAUAAUAAAUAUUCAUAUUAGGGCUUGAAAUUGGGCGGGGCUUAGCUGAUCUAGUGGGAGGGAUUAAAGUGGUUAAGAGGCAGGAUUAUUGAUACCUAGUGCUUGGGAAAUAGUGAUACACGGAUGAGAAAAUUAUGUUUCUUGCUUGGAAAGGUAGCUCUAUUGUAUGGUAAUGUGAUCAUAUUUUAUAAUUAAGUCAGGUAUAAAAGUAAAGAGCAAUAUUUGUUCGAUAUGAAAUCAUGAACAUUGUACUUUUAUCUUUAAUACAAGCCUCGGCAAAUAUUUUGUUACUGCCUUCAUACUAAAAAAGAAGCAUGCAUAUAAGUAAAGUUGUGAAUUAUAUUAAUUUCCUGUACAUGAAAUUCGUGGUUUUGUCACAAAGAACAUUUUCGUGGGUACAUAAAUUUAUGGCUGUUUAUUUUUUCCAAAAGGUUAAAAAAUAUAAAUAAAGUGAUAAAGUGAUGCAAAAUUAUGCUACAGGAGACAAAAUGAAAUUUUGGUGGAUCCUAAAUUCAUGAAUUGACCUAUCCACAAAAAGAACGGAAAUUAGUGCUCCACAUAUAAUAAUGAUUUUGCAGUUUAAAGAUUUGAAAAAAAUAAGCCCUAAUAGAAUGGUCUGAAGAAUGGUAUUCUAAGGGAUACUGUUGCACAAUUUGUGGGAGCUGUUGUUUUAUUUAUUUUCAUUAAUGUCACUUGUACAGAUGCAUAUUAAUCAGGUUAUAAAUUGGGUACAGCUUUUUAAAAGCUUUUCAGGGGCUCGAAUUUAACUCUUCUAUACGCGCAAAAGUUAGUUUGUUUAUUACAAUUAUAUUAAAGUUCUGGAAAUUUGAACAAACCCUUUCAUAGGAAAUUGAUCAAGAGAAUAUUAAUUUUUUAUCAACCUUUAUUUUAGUCUCACAAUUGGUUCACAUAGACAUUUUCUGUAGAAUUAAUUACUUUCCUCUAUUUACAUGGUUAGGUUGGGGCGUUCCGUUCCGCAAAGUAUAAGUAGCCGUUAAGAAACACAUAUAGACAUAGUGAAGAAACACUUUCAUAUCCGGAGUGCACUGUAGUGAUAUCCUUGUGAAAGAAGGAACGAGAUGAUUUGAAUUUUUUUGUUAUCGUAACUACAUGUACAGUCAAACCCGUGUUUAUGACCACCUCUGAGUAAAGAUCACUAUGUGUAUAAAGGCCACUUUGAGACAACCGUACAUUGAUUAUAUAGAACAAAAAAACCUUAAAAUGAGCCGUGUCACGACAAAACCAACAUAGUGCCUUUGCGACCAGCAUGGAUCCAGACCAGCCUGUGCAUCCGCGCAGUCUGAUCAGGAGCCAUGCUGUUUUCGCUAUCAGUUUCUCUACUUGUAAUAGGGUUUGUAAGCGAACAGCAUGGAUCCUGAUCAGACUGUGCGGAUGCGCAGGCUGGUCUGGAUCCAUGCUGGUCGCAAACCCAUUAUGUUGGUUUUGUCGUGACACGGCUCAAAUAAAGACCACAUGUCUAUAAAGGACAUGUUUGGUCUCUCCCUUGGAUAUCCUUUGUUAACAGGUAUGACUGUACUUCUCACAGUCAAUGAAUUUAAGAUUUUUGAACUUACUAGCCCAAAUUCCAGUUUUGAAUUUAUUCUACUAUAUAUUUAACUAAAUUUUCUUGGCCCAAACUAUUUUUCACUGGUCAUGGACCACCGGGCCAGUGCUAAAUUCGAUGACUGUAAUCGCAUAUAUAUCAUUUGUAAAUAUCUUUCAAAUACAAAUGAAGGUCAAUAUAUUAUAUAUAUAUCACCGUUAAACUUGACAAAUAUCUCAUCAUCAGAACACCGCUUUUAAAUGUAUUAUUUUUAGCUUGUUUUGUUUCGGAGAAAAAGUUGAGCUGUUAAUAUCAUUGCAUCGUCAUCAUGAAAAACUUAGAUUUUAGCCUAUUAUUCAAACAUUUCAAAAGUUAUCAAAAGAAAACUUUGGAAUACUUGAUUAAAUAUCAUGACAAGGUGCAGUUGUUAGACAAGGGGCAUUAUUCUGAAAGCUAUAUUUUUUUUUAGGUAUGACCCAUUUUAAACUCGGAUUUUAUUUAAAUUUUUAUCAAAAUUUGAUAGUGAUAAUUGUUGCCCGUAACAGACAAACAUUAACACUACUUGUGGUGCUCUUGUUUUGUCUCGGUGAUUGUGUACAUUUAUGAUUGGUUGAUAAGUUUUGUUCAAUAUGUGUCCCAAUGUACAAAUCCAACUGAAAUACAUAGCAAGGAACUUACUGAUUUUUUUUUCUUUUUUUUUGUCUUUUUAGCAUAUAUAAACAGAAGAUUACAAAUUUUGGUUUUUGCAUGUCAUGAAAAAAUAUACAAACUACUGAUAUGAUAAACUUUUGCGAGUUUAAUGGGUUUUUUUUGUGUUUACAAGAAAUUACAAGCACAUGUACCAGAGAAAGUUGAAUUCGAGCCCUACAUUUUCAUAUUAAUAUGGGGCAGGCUAUCAUCAAAUAAUCAUCAUUUUAAGUUUCACUUCUAAAAGAAUCUUGUAACAAUUUCACAUAUUCCAAAAUAAAUUUGUAAAUAUUUU
Molecule: messenger RNA, 3202 nt
Organism: Ruditapes philippinarum (Manila clam)
Lineage: Eukaryota; Metazoa; Mollusca; Bivalvia; Venerida; Veneridae
Product: receptor-binding cancer antigen expressed on SiSo cells-like
Exons: 4
Coding region: 17-676 (219 amino acids)
Cellular component (GO): secretory granule
Source: RefSeq, a predicted model, not a curated record